Messenger RNA from Aspergillus wentii DTO 134E9, 1650 nucleotides. RefSeq names its product Zn(II)2Cys6 transcription factor. Gene Ontology annotation, biological process: regulation of DNA-templated transcription; DNA-templated transcription. The transcript has a single exon. The coding region runs from base 1 to 1650 and encodes 549 amino acids. Gene Ontology annotation, molecular function: DNA binding; zinc ion binding; DNA-binding transcription factor activity, RNA polymerase II-specific. Lineage: Eukaryota; Fungi; Ascomycota; Eurotiomycetes; Eurotiales; Aspergillaceae. The record is from RefSeq and is a predicted model, not a curated record.
AUGGCCUCGCCAAACGCAGGACAAGUCUUUCGCAUCAACCUUGACCGCUCAAGACUGUCGAGAAACCGGACAGUGCAGGCAUGCCAACAAUGCCGGUCCAGGAAGAUCAAGUGCGAUCGGUCCAAGCCAGUGUGCCAAAGCUGCGCCUUGCAUCAUCGGGGGUGCUCCUAUUCAUCCGGACCCGACGCUGAGACAGGGCGCGUUGAUCCUCCGUCGACAGAGCAGCCCGAACAGACCGUGGAAAUCAAACAACAAGGCCAUCUUGAAGUUUCUGGCGGAUCACAGAUUCGUUAUUAUUCAAGCUCAUCCUGGGUAGCAGCAGUCGAGGAGCAUGCGAGAUCAUCACAGAUGAGUUUUCUUAAUCAAAUACCGCAGUCAUCAGGACUGCCGACCGAGGUCAAGAAUUUUGUGCACCACCCAGACGUGGACCGGCUGAUCUCUUGGUAUGCACAAUACUGUCACUUUUGGUACCCCGUCAUCGAUAUUCUCGAGCUUAUGACCUCCCUUGAACAUUCACGAGCCUAUAAUGCUGCGCCUCCAGGCGCUUUGGCCCUAAUCGCGGCCAUCUGCUAUACCGCGGCCUGUUCAGCAACGGCCGCAGGGGACAUGGAAGCACAGAGCUGUAUACCCUUUCCGUCGUGGGGAACGCUGGCACAGCAGAUGCUCUAUGCCUCGGGCUAUCCGCGUGGUCCCAACUUGAAUACCAUCUGUGCAGCGUUCCUUCUUGCUGCUCCCAGCAUGGCAGAGAAUGGCUUUGCUCCUGAUCCAGGUCCAGUCUGUGUCCUUGUACGAGCUGCCCAGUCUCUUGGGCUGCAUCGUGAUCCGUGUUCCUUCCAAUUGACGUCGUCGGAAAUGGAGUUGAGACGGGUUCUCUGGUGGUCAAUUCAUGCAUUGGACAUGUCGUACGCGAUAGCUCAUGCACUUCCACCUUUGCUUCAUCCAGCAACUUAUGAUGUCCAGGUCAUUGUGGACGGAGGCCAAGCGGACCGCAGAAUGGUAACUACGAUAGCUAGGGUAAACCUCAUUCUCUCACGAACUUUACAUGAUAUCUACGGCAUACAUCAGCCAACCCGGCAGAGAAUCCAAGUCUUGGAUGAAGAAGUUGAAAUUCUAUGCGCAGAAGAAGUGUCAAAAUCACAUCAGGUCCCGGCAACGGCACGUGAAAGGUUUAUUUCAGCCAGCCAAAGAAUGUGCUGUUGGAAAGUAGCUUUUAUCCUUCAUCAGCCCUAUCUGCGAUCUCUACAAUGGCCACAGGACUCGAGGAGAAAGACACUACAUGCAUGCCGGGAAUACAUAACUCUCUUUUUGGCCAGUGCCGCAGACUCGACCCUUGCCCCGUACAGAUGGGUCCUCGAACAUUUCAAUGUCCACCAUGCCUGCGCUAUAGUCCUGCAAGACCUCAUCCAGCACCCAAGCUCUGCCGAGAGUGAAUCUCUCCGUUCCUUGGUACAGACCUGUUUUUCGACUUUCUCCGCGGAUUCUCACCCCCAUUGGACAAGGCUUGAUGCGCUUCGUUCCAAGGCGUGGGCUGCAAACCAAUGGAUAUCCAGUCGAGAAGCAACGGUGGACGACACAGUGGUGGAUGCAAGCCUUUCAGACUGGGAUCGUCUUUACGCCUCCUUUAUCUGGAAUGAUCUGCUGCUGCCAUGA